AUGGUCCAUUGUGGUUUCAAUCAAUCAAAGGCCGAUUAUUCCCUAUUCACUAAAGGUUCUGGGAAUGAAUUUGUGGCAUUGCUUGUGUAUAUAGAUGACAUUGUCAUCACUGGACCAAACAUUCAAGAUUUAGGGAAGUUGAAGUACUUCUUGGGCAUAGAAGUGGCUCGUUCUAACUCUAAGAUUGUCAUAUCACAAAGACAUUACGCCCUACAGUUGCUUGCGGAUUCAGGUUACCUGGACUGCAAAUUAACAAAUACUCCUAUGGAUCCAAAGGUUACCUUAAAUAUUCAUGAUGGAGACCUUCUGCCAGAUGCAUCUUCUUAUCACAGGUUGAUUGGAAAAUUGAUUUACCUGACAAUAUCACGACCAGAUAUUACUUUUGCUAUCUACAAGCUGAGCCAAUUUUUGUCAUAG
Olea europaea var. sylvestris is the source of this 417-nucleotide messenger RNA. RefSeq lists its product as uncharacterized. The transcript is spliced from 2 exons. The coding region runs from base 1 to 417 and encodes 138 amino acids. Lineage: Eukaryota; Viridiplantae; Streptophyta; Magnoliopsida; Lamiales; Oleaceae. The record is from RefSeq and is a predicted model, not a curated record.